Penaeus monodon (black tiger shrimp) is the source of this 2657-nucleotide messenger RNA. RefSeq lists its product as uncharacterized. Lineage: Eukaryota; Metazoa; Arthropoda; Malacostraca; Decapoda; Penaeidae. Bases 1 to 2031 code for a protein of 676 amino acids. Gene Ontology annotation, molecular function: peptidyl-prolyl cis-trans isomerase activity. The record is from RefSeq and is a predicted model, not a curated record. The transcript is spliced from 7 exons. Gene Ontology annotation, biological process: protein peptidyl-prolyl isomerization.
AUGUCCGAUCUCUCCUCGGGGAAGACACUCAAUGCCACCAAAGUCCAGCCUGUAGAUGCCAACUCCAACCCCAUCCAUGAAGCCAAUAACGAAGUAGCCGAGCUAUAUGGUAUAUCAGCAAAUCCCAUCAUAGUGGCAGCACAAACCCAAGAUUCUCAGCUGUGGUCAUACGUUUUUUGCCUCGACUGUCUCAUCUGCCUUGCGCGGGACACAGAAGUCAAGUGUCCUGUUGGUUGUUCUUACACGACUGCUCUCACCGAGGCCGGUAUUUCAGGGCUAACUACAAAUUACACUGUGCCGAUAAAAAAAUAUCCCGGAACGAACAUCCCUUCCCCAUUGCCUGUUAUGCCACCAGGGUAUGGCCAUCAGAAUGGAGCACAAAGCAGGGCAGGCAGCAGCCCCAUACCAAUGGUGUGUUGUACCUGUCCUAAAAUUCCGGCCAUGGACAUGUGCAGCAACCAGGGCCAUCAAUUGAUUCCUGAGGACCAGGCACGGGACAUCCUACGAGGCCAGCUGCAGAGCAACCUGGAGGUGGCCCUCAAGCAACUGCGACACACAAUGGCCAUGAGAGCAGCCAUGAAGGAACGGCUUGAGCGAACAGUGCUCAGCGUGGAGAAGUUUGUGGAAGAACUUAGGGGAAAGGUUGAAGGGGAAGAGCUUGAGGAAGCAGUAUUACAGGAGCACCUCACCAACCUGACUAUGAUCAGUGAGACGCUGUCCGAAAAUAAUUCAAUCGCGCAUUUAAUUGAUUCCCUCCAAAUAGUUCAUUCUUAUACUUCAAUAAUCACCAAUCAGUUCAGUCAGUGUGCUGCUGUUACAGCAAUCAACCAUGCAACCGAAGCAAUCGUCAUAAAACUGAAGCAGUCUGCUCUGGAUUCUUUGUUAUCCACCAUAGGCUUUAGAAAUGAAGAACCCUUCGUCAUGACCUCCUCCCUGGAAGAGCAUGCUAUGUAUGGGAAUAAUGCAAAUGUGCUGCUACUCUAUAUGCUGUCUGACCUUCUGUCAUCUCGAAUGUUACAGCUGAGUUCUGUUAGUCCCAUGAGCCCCCUCAGCCCUAACCACCCAUCACCUCUAACUUCUUCCAGCUCAAUGCAGUCACCCUUGGCCACAGCUGUCACCUCUGCCCCAAUCCUUCAAGACAGCCUAGGCCUAGCUCACUCUAAAGUUGGAGAAAUGAAGACUCAUGAAAUGGGUGGCAUGAAUAUCGAGCACAUAUUGCAGAUGACAGAGGCCAUUGAGACAGGAUCACUCUUAAAUACAACAGAUGGAAUGACGCCGAUAUCUAUAGGUGCCUCUGCAGUGGGUUCCAAUGCAGUACCUUCUGCUCUUUCUUUGGGGCUAUCCAAUCUCUCCCUCUUGGUGUCAGAAAGCACAGAAAAUGGGAAGGAUGAUGCAGAAUCUUUAACAGACAAAAAGGAGGUCUCAUCAUCUUAUGUUGAUGCUGCCAAAAAGCCAGCCAAGCCCACCCCUCCUCCUGAGAAUUCCUCUAAGCUAACCAUUGCCAAUGCUCUCCCCCCCAUAACAAAGCCAAGUAAAUUCCCGCACUGCUGGAUGGUGCUGUCAAUCAAUGGGGUGACAGCUGGACGCAUUAUCUUCGAGUUGCGGCCUGAUAAGGCCCCAAGAAUGUGCGACAAUUUCAUUGCACUUUGUACAGGCAAGAAUGGCUAUGGCUACAAGGGUACACACUUCUUCAGGAGUGGGGAGGGAUUCCUGGCAGGUGGGGAUGUGGAGAAUGAUGAUGGCAGUGGUGGGUACUCAGCCUUUGACAAGAAAACCUUUGAGGCUGACCUGUGCCCCCUCAAGGACGAGGUGGGUAUGGUGCGCUUUAAGGGCAUCGGCACCACAGAUGCUGGCCGUGGCAUGAUUGGCUCACAGUUCAUGAUCUGGUGUGGCGAGCGUGAGUUCAAGAAAUUUGCAUACAGUCUGGUCUUUGGCAAGGUGGUGGACGGCCUGGAUGUGGCCAAGAAGGCUGCUGCCAUCAAUGUCCACCGUGUGUCUGUUAAGGUGGAGGAUUGCGGUGCAAGAGUCUAGAUGCUUUCUGUUCCCUGUGUUUUCUGUCAGUGGUAAAUUGGUUUGUCUUGUUCUCUAUUCAGCCUAAGAAAAAAAUGUUUAGGGGAAAUACAGGUCCAAAAGACACAAAACUUAGUUUCCUCCAAAUGUGCCUUACGAUGUGCCUUUUUAUUUUUGUGGCAUUACAUGUUUCCAAUUUCCCUUUUCCAAAUACAAAAUGAGUAUAGACGAUUUCAAAGGAGGAAUAAUUGCCAGUAAUUGGAAAACAUGUUCACUUGUUACAGAUAUAACAGGUGCAUUCGGAAGGUAGAUAUAUUUUACAAAUUCUGUAGAACCAAUGAAAAAAAGGGAGGAAGAAAUUAUUUUUAUUUUUUUCAAAUCAAAAUAAAUAGGUAAAGCCAAAAUAUUUGAAGAGAAUACUAAAAUUACACUAAGCGGUACUUUUACAAUGAUUUUAUAUUGUUAUUAGUAGUGGCAGUAGCAACAUCGAUAUACUCUGUUAAUAUCAUUAAUAUUGAUAGUAAUGAUAUCUUCAAAAUUAGUAAUAUUAUGGUCAUUAUCAUUAUUAUCAUUAAAAUUUUUGUUAUUGAAAUAGCUCCUACCACUUAUUCUAUGAUAAUUAUCACUUAUAUUAUUAUCAUUGUUAU